CCCGCCCGUUCGAAACGCUCCAGCGCGUUUCAGGUCAAAUCAUAGAUGAGCUUUGCUGUAAAGGGUCUCCGAUCCUGGGCCAGUGGACCAGAAAAUAGCCCGAGGUUACUUGCGCGAAGGUAUCCGGGAAACGUGCGGAUCUGAGCCUGCAAGACACGCCCGUGCAUCUUGGACGGUUCAUGCCUGCGGUGACCCGGGCGUUGCAGAUCACAAGCCUUGGUGCUUCUCAAAGCUCGAAGGAUUCAUCGGGUUAUGUUGUGUAAUCAGAUGCGUUCUUUGCUUCUGGGAACUAGCACUGGAAAGGAAAUCUAGCUUUUUAGUGAAAAUCCCAGUGAUUUAAUGUUAAGAAUUUACAGAGCUGAAUCUUAUGCUGGUCUCCAAGAAUUUAAAUCUGCACUAGAUGAACUGAAUGCUGUUACUGCUAAAAUGCCAAAUUGGCCUGAGGUAUAUUUCAGAAGAGCAACAAUACUUAAUAAUGCUGGUUCUGUAGAAGAUGCCUUACAGGUCUUUCUUCAUUGUCUAUCCCUUGAUGAAGGAUUUCUUCUAGCAAAACUAGAAGUGGAAAAGAUACUGUGCAAUUUGCUGUCACCAGAAAACGUGAGUGAGAGUUUGAAAGAAUCUGCUUUAAAUUCUUCACAUGUUCGAAGUAAACAGCUUAUACACAGCUCUGAAUUUGAAAUGGAAGAGUCUUGUGAUUGUUUACAGCUCACCCCAGUGUCAGACUUAGAAGUGCCACAAAUUACAUUAGAAACCAUUGAAGGAAGUUUGCAACGUGCCCAGUCUGCAAAUUCUCUCAAUUCAGUAGAAAAAGAUGCCAAAGAUGAUGGAUUAAAAAGAGUUUCUUCUGAACCAUUACUUUCUGGCCAAGAGAAAAGUGCUUUUUUAAAAAGGAAGUUGUCCUUUUCUGAACAAGAUAUUAUUUUUUGUGAAGAUGGAAGGAAUAAACAUAAAAAACGAGAAACUCUAAAAGGGAAUGCUACCUUUUCAGUCAGUUGUGGAGCAGUUCCAGAAAAUUUGGUUGAUGUAGCAGAUUUUGAAUGCUCGUUGUGUUUGAGGCUUUUUUUUCAUCCUGUGACAACACCCUGUGGCCAUACAUUUUGCAAGAACUGUUUACAACGCUGUUUGGACCAUGCUCCUCAGUGUCCCCUCUGUAAAGAAAGCUUAAAGGAGUUUUUGGCACGUAGAGAAUACAGCACUACACAGUUGUUAGAAGAACUAAUAGUGAAGUAUUUACCUACUGAAUUAUCUGAGAGAAAAAGAAUUAAUGACAAAGAAAUAGCUGAACUCUCAAGCUUGACCAAGAAUGUUCCUAUCUUUGUUUGCACUAUGGCCUACCCAACUGUGCCUUGCCCCCUCCAUGUGUUUGAGCCAAGAUACAGACUGAUGAUUCGAAGAAGUAUAGAAACUGGGACAAAACAAUUUGGGAUGUGUGUACAUGACCCCAAAAAUGGAUUUGCAGAUUAUGGCUGCAUGUUGUACAUUAGAAAUCUUGACUAUCUGCCAGAUGGACGAUCUGUUGUGGAUACAAUUGGAUUAAAGAGAUUCCGAGUUAUUCAAAGAGGGAUGAAAGAUGGUUAUUGCACUGCAGACAUUGAGGAUUUAGAAGAUAUAAAGGUUAAAGAUGAAGGUGAGAUGAGAAAACUCCAGGAGCUUCAUAAUUUUGUAUAUAACCAGGCUUGUAGCUGGUUUCAAAGCUUAAGAAAUAAAUUUCGUAGCCAAAUACUUCAGCACUUUGGUCCAAUGCCAGAGAAGGAAGAAAACAUGCAGGAAACAGCUAAUGGACCUGCUUGGUGUUGGUGGCUUCUAGCUGUUCUCCCGGUGGACCCUAGAUACCAGCUUUCAGUGCUUUCUAUGAGGUCUUUGAGAGAACGUUUGAUAAAAAUUCAAGCUAUAUUGACCUAUUUCUCCAGAGACCAGUCCAAAUGAUUAAUUGUCCAGACCUUACUAAAACAUUCUGGCUGUAACUUCAGCUGAUUUUUUUUUCUUGCAGAAUUUGCACUUUUAGUCCUGAUUUGAGAACUAUUAGGAAUAUUUUUCCUAUAUCAAUAGUUGUUCACAAGGACCACUUCAGUUAGAAGGAUGCCAUUAACUUUGCACACACACAAUCUAGCAGCAAAAUAUGGGAAGGUUUAUUUGCACUAUAUACAAAUGGGAAUGUAUCAUACUAUUGUCAAAAUGUUUCCACUGACUAUUAAGAAUGGUGGAAAGUGCAAGAUUUAACAUGUAUCAGUUCAAGUUUACAGUAUUAAGGAUGAAUCCAAAAUCUUGCAAAUCAGAAUUUGCCUCAGCUACAGCAGCACCUUGUUGCUAUUUGCACAAGUAUUUAAUAUUGACUGUUGCUAUAGCUAAGUUCUGUUUUAAGUACUUAAAUGUAAAUUUGGUACAAUUUUCUUGCAAAAUUAUUGUAUUAAUUUGGAGCCAUGUUAAAGAACAGUUGAAAAAUACUUCAAGAAGCUGUUGCCACUGUGAAUAUGUUACCUAUAGUUAUAUAUUGUGAGAGACUAGAAUUAAACAUAGAUGACUACUAGUGUAUGUUAUUUGGAGUUAAUCAACAGAUUAAACAAUCUCUCCAGUAUAUAACAAAAUAAAACAAAAAGUAGGCAUAACAACACUGGUGGGCUCUGUUGGUGAAACCUUCAAUAGGCUUCAUGGACUCUUGUUAGUUAGAGAGGAAAAACUUGAGGUCUCCUCUCCUGACCUGGUUUCCAAAAGAAAUCAUUUUUCUACAUCAGUUUCACGACUGGUGAAGCCUCCCUGUUCAGAGCAUACUAGGCAUAGUCAUGGGAGCCGUGUGAUUUUGUGGUAACUUAAUUCCUUUUCUGGUACUUUUCUAAUGCUAGAGCUAAGGUUGGUGGGACACCAGGAGGAUGUUUUCAGUCAGAUUUCUUCCUCCAAGAUUGGGUCUUUAUUUCCAACUUUGGAGGGAGAAAUUUCAUGCAUCCCAUACCUUCUGGAAUAUGUCUUCUCCAAACCCUAGGUUUUCAGUGACAGAAAAAUCAUUCCUAAAUUUAUACACAUAAUACCAAGACUAGUUACAAAGUCUGCAUUUGAAGAAAAUCAGAGAUUUUUAAAAAUUUUGCUGUGUCCCACUAACUGCUCUUACAUGUAAGCUGGCCCUGUUUGGGAACUACUGAAGUAUGCUUUUUUAAAUACCAAUUUCUGGAAAACAGAAGUUUGGAAACCCAGAUUUCCAUGCCUUAUUCGUAUCAAAUUAUAUUGCAACACACAAGAUGGCAGUCUGCUUGCCAAUAAGUUCAUUUUGUAGUUUGUUUCUCAAAUGUCUGUCUUAAAUGUGACUCAUUUUAUAAAGUAUUUCUUUAAAAAUUUUGCUUUUGCUAAUAUUUAAUUUUCAAUAAACCUAAAAUUUAUAUUUUUAACAUACUUUGAUCAGAAUUCUUAAUACUUUGAGAACUUUAGCAUUUGUAAUGCCUUCUAGUUAAUUUAGCAUUUGUAAUGCCUUUCAGCUUGUUGCAAAUACUUUGCCUUACUUCAGCAUGGCACUGAAUGAUUUUGAUGACAGUGACAAACAGUUUAGUUUGGCUAUAUUCAAGUAACUUUUCCUGACUAACACUAUACAUUUUUGAUAUUGUCUUUCAGAUUAGGGAUUAUUAACACUAUUUGUGUGUUAAACAUGCAUCUCAUGAAAGGGGACAGAUUAAUUAAAAAAAAAAUCCUUUUGACCAGGAGCUUACUUUUUUUACACAUGGAACAGCAGUGUUGUAAGGUUGAUUGAACCAAGAUAUAGUGACUAGCCCAAAAUCAGUGAGCUUCCAUAGCUGGUUCUUCCCUGUCUUAGCCCAACAGCUUAAAUGCUGUAUCAAAGCUCUUCUGAAGCACCACCACCACACCUUCCAACUACACUUCCCAGAAACCUGUGGGUUGCAUGGUGCAAGAGAAGAUGAAAGGGGCAUAUCCCCACCCUCUUUCCCACAUCCCUCUGGCCCCUGCACUCAAUUGGUUGGCGGCAAGGCCCAAUGGGUGAGUGGCUGCUUUUGAACCAAGGCCAAAACUUGAAAUCUCUUAACAGCAGUGGGCAGCAAGGGAAGGAUGAGGGAGCAACUCAGAUGCCUGCUGGCAAGAUG
Python bivittatus (Burmese python) is the source of this 4082-nucleotide messenger RNA. NCBI's taxonomy places the organism in Eukaryota, Metazoa, Chordata, Lepidosauria, Squamata, Pythonidae. The record is from RefSeq and is a predicted model, not a curated record.